Messenger RNA from Scutellospora calospora, 814 nucleotides. NCBI's taxonomy places the organism in Eukaryota, Fungi, Glomeromycota, Glomeromycetes, Diversisporales, Gigasporaceae. The record is from the annotation of a GenBank genome assembly.
CUUACAUCAAGUCUUGGAAUUGAUAUUUGAUCGAAUUAUUGAACUUGAUACCGAAGUUCAAGGAAAGAUUGAAGAAAUUGAGGAUAUGGAGAAUGCAUCGACCAAGUAUGAAUUAAGCUUAUAUUCGGACCAAGGUAGUCAAUCAAGCUGUGCUUCCUCUGUUUACGGAAAAUCAAGGUUCAAUUCUCCGAACGGUUCUUAUAAUGGUGACUUUGAUUACGGUUCUGAAGAGGAGAGUUUGGAUAUUGAAGAUUCUGCACCUUCUAUUGUCGCUCUUGAUAUUGGUGAAAUGAUUGAAAAAUUGGAUUGUAUGAUUAAACUAGUUUUUGAUUAUCUUAAAUGGUUUUUUGAUAAAGGAACAAAGGGCGAACGAGAUGAUUUAUUUGAUACCCUUAUGACAAUUUUUGAGGAAAAUAUCUUAUACACUUUUAAAUCUCGGUAUAUUCAAUUCAUAAUUUUUUGGUAUGUUUCGUUGGAUAAAUCAUACCCAAGGCAAUUUCUUUCAUUGCUUCUCGAUAAAAUACUUAAUAACAAAGAACCUGAAAUAAUAAGAGAGGCAUCAUCACAAUAUAUUGGUUCAUUCAUUGGUCGUGCCAAUUAUUUGAAUUCUACUGAUAUAAGAUUAUGUAUUCGGGCAUUAUUAUUAUGGGCAGAAGGAUAUAUUGACAGUCACGAACCUACUUUACAAUUACCUGAUCCGUUAAAACACAUGGCAUUUUAUUCAAUUACACAAACUUUGAUGUACAUUUUUUGUUUUCGGUGGAAAGACCUUCGGGAAGUAAGUGGUGGAAUGCCUCGUUGGUGUUAUGAAGUC